Messenger RNA from Mixia osmundae IAM 14324, 1272 nucleotides. RefSeq lists its product as uncharacterized. The record is from RefSeq and is a predicted model, not a curated record. Lineage: Eukaryota; Fungi; Basidiomycota; Mixiomycetes; Mixiales; Mixiaceae. Bases 1 to 1272 code for a protein of 423 amino acids. The transcript is spliced from 2 exons.
AUGGACCGCGACAGCUCGGCCAAGACGAGCGAGUCGGGGUCCUCCUCGCCCGAUCGUAGCCCUGAGACAAGCUUCAUCACAGCCAGCCACCGUCCCUUCUCUCGCUCGGCACUCCGACAUGGCUCAGUCAGUCAGCUUGGCCCAAUACUUCAUCUGCAGCAGCGUAUGGCCUCGCCCAAGCCUCUCCGGAGUCCUUUGCCCUCUCCACCUCCUGUGAAGCAUCCUUGGGAUCAUCUCGAUACUUCGGAGAGUCAGCGAAUCCACGACUGCGCGGCGCAACUCGACAAGGAGCUCAGCAAAGUGGAAUCUGAAUGGACCGCCAACAGAGUGGACUCGGCCAUGCUGGUCAGGCUCAAAGCAUUCGUCAGGAGCGCUCAGGAUUUUGUUGCUAUCGUCCCGUCUGCUCUCCUCGACGAUGAAGAGGACGACGCUGUAGAUUUGACGAGUCCGAUCGCGCGUCAAAUGGCUCAUAUCGCGCUCGCUACCGCCAGUCGGCCUAGAGUACACAGCGAGAUAAAGCGUUCAGCUUCUGCCUCGAAAGUUCCCCAAGCAGAGCGAGUGCAAACCAGGCGAUAUGUAACGCGCAAUACGGGCAUCAGCUUGCUCGAGAGCUGUGCCAGAUUGGCCCCAUCGCCCGUACCUACGCCCGGCGGCAGUCCAAUCAGUCCUCUAUCUUGCGGCUCGUCAUCUGUCAUCUUGCCGAUCACAGAGGACGUUGAGCAGAUCAGAGCAAGAUUGAAAGAUUACCUUGCAUUGAUCUCUGAUCUGCUUGCGGACUGCAAAGCAUCUGGCGACGCCCACGCCAUGGACGACGCAGCGGCGCUUCAGCCCAAGAUAGCUCUCGUACUCGCAGCAUGGACUGACGACCAAAGUCCAGCGAAUCGAAUCGCCACAGCACUGCGUGUCUUGCUCGCUCACCGUGCAGAGCUCCAGGCCUGCGACAACAUUGCCAUCUUGAUCAUAGCAGCGCAAGGACAGAUUCUGUGUGAAGCGUUCAACACAACGCUCAGAUUGAGAAAGGCGACCAACUGGGGUCAUAUCACGACCUGGUGGCGCAUUGCAGCCGACACGCACGCCGGUUCGACUUCAUACAGACGAGCCGAAAAUCUGAAGAUCUUCAUUUCGGCCGUUCGCAGACGGUACAGACUAGAGCUUGGCGACAUCGAUGUGCAGAAAUUGGCGAAGCAGCAAGACGACUGGCUCGCUAGCUUGCAAGAUCUGCUACAAGCUUGGCUAGAUGCCGCGAUUAUGCAAUUGCAAUGCUCAGCUUAG